AUGCCACUGCUUACGUUAAUAGCUGUUUUCAUCUCGCUGUGCAGUGGAGUAUCUAUUGGCACUAACGUUCCUUCGGAUGUGAUUGAGCUGAAUGAACGUUUUCUUAAAGUUAAAGACGAUGGCUAUUGGUUUGUUGAGUUUUAUGCUCCUUGGUGUGCCCACUGCAAACGUCUGAUGCCAAUAUGGGAGCAUGUAGGGCACGCUCUUGCUGACCAGAAGUCUCCUGUUAGGGUCGGCAAGCUGGACUGUACAAGGUUUACGAGAGUGGCUUCUGCUUUGGACAUACAGGGCUAUCCAACUGUGAUUUUCUUCCGUAACGGUGAAAAGAGGGUGUACGAGGGCGAACGAAGAAAAGAAGCUCUGGUAGAUUUUGCCGUCAAAGGGUCUGGUCCAGUAGUUGGUACGUUGAAAACAAUUCAGCAGCUAACUGAGCUGAAGAAGUUUGUUAACGACCCGUUCUUUGUUUACGUUUCAAAUGACGAUAACGUUGCUGAAUUGUACGACGAGUACUCGUGGGUGGCUAGUACUCUUUUUUGGUCACACGGUUUUUAUCGAGCUAGCUCAGAAAUAUUACCUUCGAAGAUUAUAGUGUCCCAUUUGUCAACAGUCUUUGUUUUUAAGGACAAUGAACAUUCUACUUUUGUUCCAGAAAGAGACGGUAAUCUUACUAAAUGGAUCUAUAAUGAGCGUUGGUCAUUAAUGCCAUUAGUGACUUCUUCAACGUUAAAAAAUAUUGGUGCUAAUCGUCUCCUAGUGCUUGCUGUUGUUAAUAAAAUUGACCGGAAGAAUGAGACAUCUGAAGUUGGAAGGUUCUUUUCAAUUAUGACUAAAGUAGCGCGUGCAGUUCGCAGUCACCCAGAAAUCUCCUCUCAUUAUCAAUUUGGUUGGUUGGAUGGAAAUGGUUUAGCCAACAAUAUUGUCCUAAAUGUCGUUAGUGAGCCAGAUUUUCUUGUUUUUAAUGCAUCGACUUACGAAUAUUAUUCGAGUGGUGAUCCUGCCUCAGCAGUUACAGUAAAGAGUAUCAUUUCUUUUUUGGAACGAGUUAUAGCGGAUGAAGUUGUGCCUCUUGGAGGUUCUUCUAUAAUGCAAAGAAUCAGAAGGCUUAUUUUUGAGGUAACGUCAUCGUUUGCCGAAAUGUUUAGAGCACAACCGCUACUCACAAUAUGUAUAUUUGGUCUUCCACUAGCUUUCUUUUCUUUAAUUACUUACUGUUUAUGUUCAUCAGAUUUUUCGGUGGACAGAGAUGAAGUUUAUCCUGAUGAGGAUGACGAUACUGAUGGCUCUGGUGCAUGUACAGAUCACCAUACUGAUGUCGAAGAUCAUGAAAAGGCAGAGUAA
This is a messenger RNA of Enterobius vermicularis (human pinworm), 1338 nucleotides long. The record is from the annotation of a GenBank genome assembly. Lineage: Eukaryota; Metazoa; Nematoda; Chromadorea; Rhabditida; Oxyuridae.